Molecule: messenger RNA, 2132 nt
Organism: Culicoides brevitarsis
Lineage: Eukaryota; Metazoa; Arthropoda; Insecta; Diptera; Ceratopogonidae
Gene: pix
Product: protein Pixie
Exons: 5
Coding region: 102-1931 (609 amino acids)
Biological process (GO): translational initiation; ribosomal subunit export from nucleus; translational termination
Molecular function (GO): ribosomal small subunit binding; iron ion binding; ATP binding
Source: RefSeq, a predicted model, not a curated record
CUCUUUUGACGUUUUGUCUGAAUCGCAAAGUUGUUGCUGCUAAAAAUUUCGAUUUUAGCAGUUUCUCCUUUCUCUGAACAUCCGCAUCGAAAGCCUCGAAAAUGUCUCGUAGUCGAGCUGCUGAAGAGACAGAUAAGCAGACACGUAUUGCGAUCGUGAGCACGGACAAGUGCAAGCCAAAGCGUUGUCGGCAAGAAUGCAAAAAAUCCUGUCCCGUAGUGCGAAUGGGCAAACUUUGCAUUGAAGUUGCGCCCGAUUCGAAAAUUGCAACGCUUUCUGAGGAGCUUUGCAUCGGUUGCGGUAUUUGUGUGAAGAAAUGCCCCUUUGAAGCCAUCACGAUCAUCAAUGUGCCCAGCAAUUUGGAUAAACACACGACACAUCGCUAUUCGAAAAACUCCUUCAAGCUGCAUCGACUGCCAAUGCCUCGUCCCGGCGAAGUUUUAGGUCUCGUUGGGCAGAACGGUAUCGGAAAAUCGACUGCCUUGAAGAUUUUGGCGGGAAAAUUGAAGCCAAAUCUCGGGCGUUUCUUCGAUCCGCCAGAUUGGAAUGAGAUUUUGGCGCAUUUCCGUGGCUCCGAGUUGCAAAAUUACUUCACCAAGAUCCUCGAGGAUAACUUAAAGGCUCUCAUCAAGCCGCAAUAUGUCGAUCAAAUCCCCAAAGCUGUCAAGGGCACCGUCGGAGGCUUGCUCGAUAAGAAAGACGAGCGAAAAAAUCAAGUUGAAAUUUGUGAAAUGCUUGAUUUGUCUCUUGUACGCGAUCGCGAAAUUCAAGCGUUGUCUGGCGGAGAGCUCCAAAGAUUCGCGUGUGCCAUGACGUGCAUUCAAGACGGCGAUAUUUUCAUGUUUGACGAGCCCUCGUCAUAUUUGGAUGUCAAGCAACGUUUGAACUGCGCCUUGACAAUUCGUUCUCUGAUUCAUCCGGAUAAAUUUAUCAUCGUUGUCGAGCACGAUUUGAGUGUUCUCGACUACUUGUCGGACUUUAUUUGUUGCCUUUAUGGUGUGCCCGGAUGUUAUGGCGUCGUAACGAUGCCUUUCUCCGUACGUGAAGGCAUCAACAUCUUCUUGGAUGGCUAUAUCCCAACGGAAAAUAUGCGUUUCCGCACAGAGUCGCUCACGUUCAAAGUCUCAGAAUCCGCAUCUGAAGAGGAGAUCAAACGUACCGCUCAUUACACGUAUCCAAAUAUGACAAAGAGACUGGGAACCUUCAAACUUACCGUAAAUGAGGGAAGUUUCAGCGAUUCCGAGAUCUUGGUGUUGUUGGGAGAGAACGGAACAGGCAAAACUACGUUCAUUCGUAUGUUGGCAGGAAAUAUCGCACCAGAUGAGAGCUCAGAGGAACUCCCACGCUUGCACAUCUCAUACAAACCACAAAAGAUCAGUCCCAAAUCACAAGGCACCGUUCGUUAUUUGUUGCACGAGAAGAUCCGCGAUGCCUAUGUGCAUCCCCAAUUCGUCGCUGAUGUCAUGAAACCCCUCAAAAUCGACGAAAUCAUGGAUCAAGAGGUUCAAAACUUGUCCGGUGGUGAAUUGCAACGAGUUGCUAUGGCUUUGUGCUUGGGAAAACCCGCUGACGUUUAUUUGAUCGACGAGCCUUCCGCCUAUUUGGAUUCCGAACAACGUUUAAUUGCCGCUAAAGUCAUCAAGAGAUACAUUCUUCACGCAAAGAAGACCGGAUUCAUCGUAGAGCACGAUUUCAUCAUGGCAACGUAUCUCGCAGAUCGUGUGAUUGUCUUCGAGGGCGCCCCAUCCGUCGAUACCACAGCACAUACCCCACAAUCCUUGUUAAAUGGCAUGAAUCGCUUCUUGGAACUCUUGGCAAUUACCUUCCGACGUGAUCCCAACAACUUCCGACCACGCAUCAACAAAUUGAAUUCCGUGAAGGAUACGGAGCAGAAACGCGCCGGUCAAUAUUUCUUCUUGGAAGACAAUUAAAUCGUUAUUUUAUGGAAUUUUUUUUUUUUACAAUUUGGACCUCACUUACCUUCAGUUUUUGCGCCAAGUUCGGUUUUAUCCCAGAUAUUUGUACACAAUUAUGAUUAAAAUGCAAAAAAAUAAACUUAGAUAAAUGAUGAUUCUUUGUUAAAAAUAUUUUAAAAGAGGAAAAUAAACAGAUUACAAUUUAUUAAAAACUCU